AUGACAAUGGAAGAUCGCACGGGUGGCAUCGACCGUGCCGCCCCCGCGACGUCCACGACGGCCACGACGGCGCUAACCUCGUCCACCCCUCCGUCCAUCAGCGACGUCACCACCGAUGCCUCUUAUCCUCUUCAACGCGCCAGUAAACGAUCCUUCGACGUGGCCUUCCUGGUUGCCCCGGAUGAGAACCUGGCUCGCCGUCAGAACGAGAAGAUGAGGAUGGUAACCAAUCGGAAGCAGCCUCGGGAAGAUGUAACGGAGAGCGUUCUGGAUUCUGACAGGCUGCCUCAGAAUCUGACCAUCAAGAACUAUGAUAGUGACGCUGGAGCGUCGGACAGAAGGAGGAUGCUGCACUGUACAGAAAAUUCGCUGAGUCCCCCGUACAUCUCGCCGAGGACCCUGACACCCACUCUGCCGUGUCUGUCGCCGGAGAACGACGUCAGGAGAUACGUCACUGGCAGUCGUCUGCAGAAGUCACCCAGUCCUCCGACGUUUGGACCUCAUCAGGCGAUAUUGGCCACCUGUCCAGAUGCUAUGGAGCCAAGUCUAGCUUGCAACAAGGUCUACGACACCGCUAUUCCGUGUCAGACGGACAGACACGAGUCUCGCAGCGCCUUCACGAAAGUGGCUCUAACGGGUCAACGAAACGGCUUCAGCGACGACGGUCAAACCUCACCCAGGUCGUCCAUAUCACCCGACGACCGCACCAGCUACCAGAGCAGCGUCAGUCCACCCGUAGUUCCUCUGGCUGCCACCGGCGGCUACAAGUACGCUCCGUUUCCCGCCAAAAUGGCGUACCCAUUUCUGGUCAAUCCCGAAAGUCAACCCGGCUUACUGGAGAACCUCAAGAUACCCCAGAUCGCUCAACCGCCCAAAGUACCCAGCCCUAAAAUGCCCACCUUCCGACCCGACAUUCCUCCGGUCUACCCUAACCUCCCUUACAACCCUAUCUCCGUAUUUCCGCCGAUGGCCGAGGCUCUCACCAGACCCAGAUUUUUAGCGACGGCGGCAGGUGUGGCCGGUCUUCUUCCGCCUUCGUUCGCUGCUCUGACACUACCUGCGCAGAACGUGUGCGCCAAGUGUAACCUGUCCUUCAGGAUGACGUCCGAUUUGGUGUACCACAUGAGGUCGCAUCAUAAGAACGAGAACAGCGGAGAGGCUGCUAGGAGAAGACGAGAGGAGAAGCUCAGGUGUCCAGUCUGCGACGAGAGCUUUAGGGAGAGACAUCAUCUCACCAGGCACAUGACCGCUCAUCAGGACAAGGAGAGCGACGCUAUUGUGGAUCAGGUCGAAGUGAAGAGACGGGCCACUACGGUUCACAGCAAGUGA
Molecule: messenger RNA, 1329 nt
Organism: Megachile rotundata (alfalfa leafcutting bee)
Lineage: Eukaryota; Metazoa; Arthropoda; Insecta; Hymenoptera; Megachilidae
Biological process (GO): regulation of DNA-templated transcription
Cellular component (GO): nucleus
Source: RefSeq, a predicted model, not a curated record